AUGUCCAAAGUUGAUCAGUUCCUGAACAAUCUAUUGAAUUAUGAUAAGGAAAAUAUUUCAGCCAAUAGCAAACAAGCCGCAAUUGAAUAUGUGAAAAUGCCAAAUUUCGAUCCGGAUGUGAUCCGUACCAAAUCUCUCGCCGCCGCCGGACUGUGCUCGUGGGUCAUUAAUAUUCUCAAAUUCCACGACGUUUAUUGUGAAGUUAAACCCAAAAGAGAUGCUUUGGAUGCAGCCAACGAGGAAUUGCGUCAGGCCACUGAGAAGCUCGAGGGUCUGCAGAAAAAGAUAGCCGUUCUAGAAGCAUCUCUUGCUGAACUGACGGCCAGUUUUCGUGAGGCCACAGAAGAGAAGUUACGCUGUCAACAAGAGGCAGAUUUCACUGCCAAAACGCUAGAUCUGGCUAAUAGAUUGGUCAGCGGUUUUGCAUCGGAAAAUAUUCGUUGGGCACAACAAGUCGAAGAUCUUCGUAAAUUGGGUGAAACUGUGAUUGGAGAUGUGCUCAUGACAACCACAUUCAUAUCCUAUUUCGGAUAUUUGAGCAAGCCGUUCCGACAACAGUUGAUGGAAGAGAAAUUGUGGCCUUUCAUGAAAGGUUUGGCUGUACCCAUUCCCAUCCGGCCGGGCAUCGACCCACUUUAUAUGCUGAUCGAUGAUGCGGUGAUUGCCACAUGGAACAAUCAGUCUUUGCCAGAAGAUCGUAUGUCUGUCGAGAACGCAGCCAUAUUCAGCUUUUGUGAACGAUGGCCAUUGUGCGUGGAUCCCCAGUUGCAAGCGAUCAAAUGGAUCAAAACACGAUACGGGUCUAAUCUGAUUGUCACACGACUGGGUGCGAAAAAUUACUUGGACCAAAUUGAACGGGCCAUUACAGAAGGCAGUACAGUAUUGAUUGAGAAUAUUGGUGAGACAGUGGAUCCCAUCCUGGAUCCAAUUAUUGGAAGACAAACUGUUAAAAAGGGCACAGCCAUGAAAAUGGGGGAUAAGGAGAUCCCGUUCAAUCCCAAUUUCCGAUUGAUUUUACAAACCAAACUGGCCAAUCCGCACUAUCAGCCGGAGUUGCAAGCUCAAACCACAUUGAUCAAUUUCACCGUGACUCGAGACGGUUUGGAAGAUCAAUUGUUGGCUGUUGUGGUUAGCAAAGAACGUCCGGAUUUGGAGAAACUCAAAUCUGAUUUGACCAAACAGCAAAAUGAAUUUAAGAUCACCCUGAAAAAUCUCGAGGACUCGCUCCUGGCAAAAUUAGCCAGUUCUGGCGGAAAUUUCCUGGGCGAUCAUUCGUUGGUGGAGAACUUGGAAACGAACAAGAAAACGGCUAAAGAUAUCGAGGAGAAAGUGGCCGAAGCAAAGAUAACAGAGAAAGAGAUUAAUCAGGCGCGUGAACACUAUCGCCAGGCCGCCACCCGUGCUGCACUAAUCUAUUUUGUCAUGAACGAUCUGUGUCAAAUUCAUCCAAUGUAUCAGUUCUCAUUGAAAGCGUUCCGUACUGUGUUUGAACAGUCAAUAGACACGGCACCCGAAGCAGAAACGGACAAGGAACGCCUGAUAAGUUUGUUAGACAAUAUUACCUAUUCGAUUUUCGUAUACACCACACGAGGUUUGUUCGAACGAGACAAACUGAUCUUUCUGAUUCUAAUGGUUUUACAAGUACAAGUGGCCUCAAAAGAAUUGUCCGCUACUUUGAUGGAUUUCCUAUUGCGUUACCCGGUCGUGCCGGAUGCGAAAAGUCCAGUGGAUUUUCUGAACGAUUUGAACUGGGGUGGUGUACAAACACUGGUUAAAAUGAAUAAUUUCCGUGAUUUGGAUAAAGAUAUUGUCUCAUCGGCCAAAAGAUGGAAAGCCUUUUUGGAAGCAGAAGCACCGGAAAAAGAAAAGUUUCCACAGGAGUGGAAAAACAAGAAUGCCGCGGAAAAGCUCUGCAUGAUGCGUGCUUUACGACACGACCGAAUGACGUACGCACUGAGGCAUUAUGUAGCGACAACAUUCGGAACCAAGUAUGUGGAGGCUCGUCAGGUGGAAUUUGCCAAAUCAUUCAAAGAAUCCAGUUCGGCUGUGCCCAUAUUUUUCAUUCUUUCACCCGGUGUUGAUCCAUUGAAAGAUGUGGAAAUUUUGGGUAACAAACUCGGAUUCAAACUGGAUCAAGGGAAUUUUCAUAAUAUUUCCCUCGGUCAGGGGCAAGAGGUGGUUGCAGAGGCCGCACUAGAGAAGGCGGCUGAGGAAGGACAUUGGGUUGUGUUGCAAAAUAUUCACUUGGUUGCACGUUGGCUGAGCACUUUGGAGAAACGAAUGGAACAGUACGCCGAAACCGCGCAUCCGGACUAUCGGGUGUUCAUAAGUGCCGAACCGGCCGGUGAUCCAUCUGCGCACAUCAUCCCGCAGGGGAUAUUGGAAAACGCGAUCAAAAUUACCAACGAACCUCCGACCGGUAUGCAUGCGAAUUUGCACAAGGCGCUGGACAAUUUCAGUCAGGUAUGA
This is a messenger RNA of Echinostoma caproni, 2469 nucleotides long. The record is from the annotation of a GenBank genome assembly. Lineage: Eukaryota; Metazoa; Platyhelminthes; Trematoda; Plagiorchiida; Echinostomatidae.